Molecule: messenger RNA, 3261 nt
Organism: Centropristis striata (black sea bass)
Lineage: Eukaryota; Metazoa; Chordata; Actinopteri; Perciformes; Serranidae
Product: radixin-like
Exons: 15
Coding region: 306-2051 (581 amino acids)
Biological process (GO): regulation of cell shape; positive regulation of protein localization to early endosome; regulation of organelle assembly
Cellular component (GO): filopodium; adherens junction; cytoskeleton
Molecular function (GO): cell adhesion molecule binding; actin binding
Source: RefSeq, a predicted model, not a curated record
GACCGGAAGCCGUGGUCCCUUAUUCCGGUUGGCUCGACACUAGCACCCCAAAUCGCCUUAUGGUUGUUAAGACUUCAUCGCUUUUCUAUGUCUGCGGGAAUUUGUUUCAUUAAAGGCAGAAAGAGACACGGGACGACAGAAAGACAGGACUUCUCGUUGUGGACGUGUUGGACCGUGUGAAGACACCAGGCUCCCCUUUAAUCUGAAGACUCUUCGUCCCCCGGCCCUGUGAUCCAGGUGUUGUUGCCGUCCUGUGACGGAUUUAUCCUCUCAGCUGUCGGGUGUCAGGAGGAGAGGAAGCAAAGAUGCCGAAACCGAUCAACGUCCGUGUGACCACCAUGGAUGCAGAGCUGGAAUUUGCCAUCCAACCCAACACCACAGGAAAACAGCUCUUUGACCAGGUCGUGAAGACGGUGGGACUACGGGAGGUGUGGUUCUUUGGCCUGCAGUAUGUGGACAGUAAAGGCUACAUCACUUGGCUCAAACUCAAUAAGAAGGUGACCCAGCAGGAUGUGAAGAAAGAAAACCCUCUGCAGUUCAAGUUCAGAGCAAAGUUUUUCCCCGAGGACGUCUCAGAGGAGCUCAUCCAGGAGAUCACCCAGAGACUCUUCUUCCUGCAGGUGAAGGAGAACAUCCUGAACGAUGAGAACUACUGUCCCCCAGAGACGGCUGUGCUCCUGGCUUCUUAUUCUGUCCAGGCCAAGUAUGGAGACUACAACAAAGAUGCUCACAAGCCUGGCUACCUUACUCACGACAGACUGCUGCCUCAGAGAGUCCUGGAGCAGCACAAGCUGACCAAGGAGCAGUGGGAGGACAGGAUACAAACUUGGCACGAGGAGCACAGAGGAAUGCUCAGGGAGGACUCCAUGAUGGAAUAUCUUAAAAUCGCCCAGGACCUGGAGAUGUACGGAGUCAACUACUUUGAGAUCAAAAACAAAAAGGGAACACAGCUGUGGCUGGGCGUGGAUGCCCUUGGCCUCAACAUCUACGAACAUGAAGACAAGUUGACGCCAAAGAUCGGCUUCCCCUGGAGCGAGAUUCGAAACAUCUCUUUCAAUGACAAGAAGUUUAUCAUCAAACCUAUUGACAAGAAAGCUCCCGACUUUGUGUUUUACGCCCCACGUCUGCGCAUCAACAAGCGCAUCCUGGCGCUGUGCAUGGGGAACCACGAGCUGUACAUGAGGAGGAGGAAGCCCGACACCAUCGAGGUGCAGCAGAUGAAGGCUCAGGCCCGGGAGGAGAAACACCAUAAACAGAUGGAGAGGGCUCAGCUGGAGAACGAGAAGAAGAAGCGAGAGUACGCAGAGAAGGAGAAGGAGAGGAUAGAGCGCGAGAAAGAAGAGCUGAUGGAGAGACUGAGACAGAUUGAAGAGCAGACGAUGAGAGCUCAGAAAGAGCUGGAGGAACAGACCCGCCGGGCCUUGGAGCUGGAGCAGGAGAGGAAGAGAGCGAGGGAGGAGGCUGAGAGGCUGGAGAGAGACAGGCGGGCGGCCGAGGAGGCCAAGGCCGAGCUGGCCAAACAGGCCGAGGACCAGCAGAAGAACCAGGAACAACUGGCUGCUGAACUGGCUGAAUUCACAGCCAAGAUCGCUCUGCUGGAAGAAGCCAAGAGGAAGAAAGACGACGAGGCCACAGAAUGGCAGCACAAGGCUCUGUCAGCGCAGGAGGACCUGGAGAAGACCAAGGAGGAGCUGAAGACCGCAGUCUCCGUGGUGCCUGCCCCCCUGGUGGGCAACGCAGAGAGCGAGCACGACGAGCAGGAUGAGAACCACGCGGAAGCCAGCGCCGAGCUCUCCAACGAGGGCGUCAGCCAGCUGGACCUCCGCAGCGAAGAGGAGCGCGUCACCGAAGCCCAGAAGAACGAGAGGGUCAAGAAACAGCUGCAGACAUUAAGCUCAGAGUUGGCCGAGGCCAGAGACGAAACCAAGAAGACGCAGAACGACGUGCUGCACGCCGAGAACGUGAAAGCGGGCCGAGACAAAUACAAAACACUGCGGCAGAUCCGAUCGGGGAACACGAAGCAGCGCAUCGACGAGUUUGAGUCCAUGUGAGGAGCCGCGGGCCCCCCGUCCCUCAGGCGUACCCGCUCCCCGACUUCCCCCUCAGUGGCUGCUCAAUUUUCAUGGACAACAGAUGCUGCCGUCCUUCUAGUCCCCCCUUAACACCCCCCCCACCCCGGCAAUCUUAAGAAAAUCACCCUUGUCAAACUUUGCCAAAGUCCCGCCCCUCGUCUCCACAUAUCUCCUCCAUACGGAGCUGCCUACUCUCAACAAGCAAAGAUGAUCGUACUGCAGAGCACAGGGGGAAAGAGAAACUGCAAAACCAAAAUGGAAGCAAUUGGAUUUUUUUUAUUUUGAGCAAACAUGGCCAUAGAAAGCUACUUUUGUUGUCGCUUUUUGUUUUGCUUGCAUAUGCAAAGGUUUAGUAUGAUUCAAUAUCUUCAGUUAAAGUUUACCUGUCCUUUGUUUUUAAGGUGUUUUUUUUCUGCUUGUUUUAUUGAUGAUGCCCUCCUUUUUUUUCUCCUUUUUUUAAAAAAGUUGUCUGUCGAACACAUUUAGCUACAGGCUAUGAUAUGAAAACUGGAGUUUAGGGAUAAAUUAGGUCACUAUUUUCAAUGUUAACAUAUCUGUUAAUAUCUGUGAGACAUUACAGAGCUGAGUUGGGUCAUUUCAUUUCAAACUGUUAUUUGAAUGUUACAUUUAUAUGGUUAUAUACACAAAAAAAAUGACACUGCAGUAUUUUAAUAGUUUAAUUUUCAACACCAGACCCUCGUAGGGAAAAGAACCACCCAAUUUGUCACAUGGCAGGUUUUUAAGAAGUGAAUGUAGCAAAGGUAACAAAGGGAAAGUGUUUUUUACAUGCACAGGUGAUAGGACGGCAUGUGAUGAGCUAACUGAGCUAUCGCCCUCAAGCUUAAAGUAUUACGAAGAUAAGCUAAUUGGUAGUUGUGUGUGUUCUCCAGUUGCAUCCCAGUGUUUCAUUCCCAGCCACCAUCGAUGGUUUUCUCUGCCUACCAGCUCACAGAGGAGGCCGGGUGUUAACGGACAGCCAGAGGAACAGAGACGUGUCUCAGCUGUUUGUCUGUCUGUCCACAGAUGAUCUGAGUAUGUCCCAGUGUGUGGACGCUGAGGCCUGGCACCUCUCUGGCUGGGGAGCUUAUGAAAACAUCAGUCCUUCACCAAGGACAAAUCUCUACCUCAGUUCUGUUAGCAGUGGUGACUGAUAGUCAAACACUCUGGGUGCCCCCCCCCCCCCCCCCCC